UGAUUAAUAGAAUUAAAAUUAAAAAUGGAGUAUAAUAUGCCAAUUCAUAAUAAUUAUGAAGAUAUGAGAAAUAAGCCAAGGAACCAUGGGUUUCCUUAUGAAAUGGACAAUAAUGGGAGACGAUGUUCUCCUAUGCGCAGGCGUAGCAGAUCUCCUAGGCAGCCUCGUUCUCCACGAGACCUUCAAAGACGUGUUUUUGAUGAUUUUGUUGUUACAAGAGAAUUUGAAAGAGAUUUUCCAAGGCCUAGUAGAGGAGGAUGGAACGAUCGUGAUAGAAAUGAUCGUAGACCGAAUCCAAGAGAUUUUCGAGAUGAUAGAAGAAGAGAUGAUUCAAGAAAUAGAACUGAUCCAAGAGAGCAUAGAUUUAAUGAUAGAUUUGAUGAUUACUACAUGGAAAGACCUAGACAGCGAUCACGAGAAAAUGAGAGACGAGAUAAUAAUGGUGCUAGUGAGCCACUUCUGCCUCCAUCAUCUACUAUUAUAUUGCAGAAUAUUGGUUUGGAUAUGACGGAACGCAAGAUUGAAGAUCGAGUUAAAGCAGAUGGUUUUACAUGUCGUCAUAUAGCUGUAAUCAGAGAUCGCGAUACUGGAGAUAAUCGUGGAUAUGCUUUUGUUGAAUUUCACUCUAUUGAAAAUGCUGAAAAAUGGUUAAAAUUUAAUAAACGUGUGCUUUUCAUUGAUGAUCGUCAAAUUCAUAUGAAUUUUUCGAAGUCUCGUAAAAAUGAUACUCCAAUUUAUGCAGACUGGAAUUGUGUUGAGUGUAAGGCUCUUAACUUUGGCAGUCGUAAACAGGUAGAAAAAAAUCCAUCCUGUUUUCGUUGCGGCAUUCCACAAAAAGAUUCAUUUGAUGAUAAUGAAAUACGUAACAGAGAUUCUAAAGAAGACAUAUCAAAACUUGAGCCAUGCAAUGUUCUAAUGCUGCGUGGAAUGGACUUCUCGACAACAGAAGAAACUAUAAGAAUGUGUAUUUCUCAAUUGACUUCUUUCCCAAUUUAUGAUGUUCGCCUUAUUAAAGACAAGGUUACAGAUAUGUCAAGAGGGUUUGCUUUUGUUGAAAUGGGCAAUACGCACGAUGCACAAGCAUUAUUAGACAUAAUUGAACGUUCCAAUCCACCACUUGAAAUUGAAAACAGACGUGUUACAGCUGGAUUUGCUCGUCAUGGUUAUAAUGCUCCUCUCGCAAGUAAAGCAAACAGCAGACUUGGACAAAGUAAUAUACAGACUGCAGCUAGUCUAGCUGUGGCACAAGGAAAUGCGUCUUCAAAAACAGAGUACUCACAAGCCUUCAUCGAUUCGUACAAUACUCCAGGUCAACACCCACUGAACACUCAGAAAGGUCAAAAGCUUAAACCCCCUGUUCCAAAUCAACCAUUAUCUUCUACCUACACAUUUGAUGCUGCAACAGGCUACUAUUAUGAUUCUGUUACAGAACUUUAUUAUGAUCCAAAUUCUGGGUACUACUACAACGCAACCACUGGUCAAUACCUGUUUUGGAAUGGUGCUCGAUAUCAAGCUGUCAAUCAAGAUGGAACACCUAUUGUUUCUAAUACUGCCACAAAUAAUACAGUUGAGGCUCCACCUCCGCCAGAAAAAAAUGAGAAAGAUAAAGUUGGUUUGAGCGGAAAGAAGCCAAAAGAAGCCAGAAAGAUAGCAAAAGAUAUGGAACGUUGGGCAAAAAAAAUGAACACAGCAACACAAGCCAAAAAGGUUGCAGUUCAACAAGCUCAAGAAGAACUAAGGAUGUUGGAAAUGAAAGAAGAAGAAUUAAGAAUGAAAAUAUUACAUGAAAAAAUUGUACUAAGUAAGCAAGCAAGUACUCUCAGUGCUACAGUAGCUGUGAAGGAAAAUAUUCGAUCGUUGUUUGUGCCAGAUUAUGAAGAUGACACUAAUGUACUUAAAAUGGGAUCAGCUUUAUCUCCCACCAUGUCACAAAGAAUUAGUCUCGUUCCUGAUAUUCCUGAUGAAGAUGAAGACGAGCAUCAUGAUGAUAAGUUUAUUGACGCUGAAAAGUUGGCGUGUUUGUUAUGCAAGCGUCAAUUUCCAAGUAAAGAAGUAUUGAACAAGCAUGUCCAAAUGUCGCAACUUCACAAGCAAAAUUUAGCGAAUUUAAACAAAUAGCGUUAAUGUCGUUAACAAUUGCAAGUAGUAUUGAAGUUGAAGUAAUAUUGAAGAUCCUUUGCGAUCCUUUGAUAAACUAUUACGCAAUAUAAAAAACCAAUUUGCACAAGAGUAAAUACAUUAAUGAGUUACAUAUGCGUCGUUUGGGAUGCCGUAUUUUCGAUGUUUGACAAAUUUUUGUGACAAUUUUAUAUUUAGCUUAAUCUUGUACAUAAAUAUUUUUUUUUGAGAUGAUUAUUUGUCGUACAUUCUGUAAGUUUAAUAAAAACUAUUAGAAAUA
Hydra vulgaris (swiftwater hydra) is the source of this 2398-nucleotide messenger RNA. Its product is annotated as RNA-binding protein 10. Lineage: Eukaryota; Metazoa; Cnidaria; Hydrozoa; Anthoathecata; Hydridae. Gene Ontology annotation, molecular function: RNA binding. The record is from RefSeq and is a predicted model, not a curated record. Gene Ontology annotation, cellular component: nucleus. Gene Ontology annotation, biological process: mRNA splicing, via spliceosome.